Messenger RNA from Pelagomonas calceolata, 5208 nucleotides. The record is from the annotation of a GenBank genome assembly. Lineage: Eukaryota; Pelagophyceae; Pelagomonadales; Pelagomonadaceae.
GCAGCGGCCAAGCUGAUUUGAGGCAGCCUCCAGCCCUCCGCUGGCCACCCGGCGAAGCUGCUGUGGUCGCUGCCCACUCGUCGUGCGCCGCGGCGCAGCGCUGCCCCGCGCCGCCCGCGCCACCAGCCACCCCAUAUAUCAGACAUCAUGGCCUAGCGCCGACGCGAUCCGCUAACGCCGCCGCCGCGACGCACGCACCAUGCCCUCCGUCGUCUUGACGCGGCCCGGCGUCGCCUUCACCGACGCCAAGUCGAAGCCCGACGAGCAAUUACUGCUCAAGAGCGCGAAGACGCCGGGAACGGGCGGCCGGUUCGGGACACCUAAGAGCCCGCCCUUUCCAGUAAAUGAAGACGAGGACGAAACAGCUUUGGUACCCUACGGCGAGUCCAUAGCGGUCGGCACGGAAGCUACACGAAGUUAUGGAGGGCCCGAGGCCGUGUUUGCGAUGUUGUAUACCGCUCGCUCCGAAGCGGCAAGGACGUGCGCCGACCAGCGGCAGAAAGACAUGCAGCGGUCCGCCUUCGACGGCACGCUGCGGUUCGGCCUCGCUCCCAAAAUCGGCGCCGCGCUCAAUGAUCAGGAGACGCGCGACGCGCUCUUCGAAGCCUGUGGUCGUAAUUGGAGAGAGUGUCUCGAGAGACCGGAAGAUCAAGUAGGCAGGAUCCGGGCCCUCUGGCUCCAGGGCACGCGCGGCGACUGCGACGAGCCGGAACCGACGGACCUCAAGAGACGACUGUUGUGGCGGCCGUGGUUUGAGUUAAUGGGUCUCGGCCGGAGCGAGGCGCGCGUGCGCUUCAUCCGGGAGCUCCACAAGGUCGACCCGGACCUCGUGGUCCCGAAGCUGCCGGGCCGGCCGCCGCCCGGGUUCCCGCGCAUGGCCAUAGGAGGGCAUCCCAUCUGCGCGCGCUGCAAUUCCAGAAGAGGCUGCGACGAGUCGCUCUGUUUCACGACGACGGACGGAGAAGUCAUCACGCUGGAGUACGCGCUGAGCGACCCCCGGACGCUCCGAGACGAAGAACGGACCCACGCUCUGCUGGACGCGGCGCUAGCUGCACCUAGAUGUAAAUAUGGCUUCCACGAGAAGGUGGGCAGCGGCACGGCCUUCCAGUCCUACUUCGGGCUGCCGGGGCUGGGCGGGUUCCAGACGUAUCGCGACAUUGAUGACAGAACUGGUAGAACGGCCGCCUUCGAAGGCGUGGCGGCCGCAUAUGAUGGCGCCCUCGUGCGGGAGCACGUCGCGCAUACUUGGUUGGAGAAUCAAUUGGAGAAGUUACAAGGUGUGCAGCGCGAGGCGUGCCGGGCCGCGCGCGACGAGCAGGCGGAGCUCAUUGUUAAUUUGCGCCAGCACUACAAGCGCUGGACGGGACGAGCUUUUAGGAUGAGAGCAGCCUGCCAGAAGUACGACGUGCCCCAGUGUAACAGAAGGCGAGAUAUAAUCGACGGCGGGCGCAAUCACUAUCACUUCCUCGCGGGCGACGACUUGCCUGGUCGAGCAUCGGUAGAGUACGAAGCUACUUACAGAGGUGUCGCGGAAACGAGACGAGGCGCGCGGCGCAUGGGCGUGCCCGUCGAGACGGGUCUCGUCGUGAAAUACGUCUGACUCAGCGUCCGUUUCCUUCAAUUUCUCAACUUGAACUUCGCGUCGAUGGCGUCAACGCGACGCGAUGCCACCGUGACGCCAUCGAGGUGGCCGUAUGAGAGUCUACGCGCCUCGUGAAUGUCGUUCGACGCAGGUCGACGAGGACUCGCCGUUUCUUUCCGAACAAUUACAAGGACCGAACCUGGCGAUAGCGCGGCGGGCCGACGUCCUGUCCGAGCAGAUCGCCGUCGAGCACCGGAAGUACUCCCAGAAGAACGAGGCGCGGGACUCGAUCGCUCGUCGAGCGAGGUUGAAGGCGUCGCGGCGCGAUUUGGUGUCCAAAGCUGCUUUUAAAGAAGCGGCGGCGUCGUUGCAGCGCGCGAUCAUCGCCCGGGACCUAGAAGCUUGUGUGUGUCUCUGUAGGGGAGGCGGUCCUUCGUCGAACGCUGAGACGGCUGGCGGGAUCACCGCGCUUGGAGCUUGUGUCUUGCAACAGGACCGAGACGCCUGUUCGUCGCUGCAGAAGGAAGGCAUUGACUUGGAUUACCCGGCGCGCGCGACUGGAUUAUCCGCGCUGGCGUUGGCGUGCAAGCGCGGAGAUCCCGUGAUGGUGCACCACCUGCUCGACUUGGGAGCUUCGGCGCUCAUGCCCUUCGCCCACAAGAAGUGCGGGAGUCUUCAGAAGACGAAGGAUGAUUAUGUUCCGCUCUUCGAGCGCGAGACGCAGGAGGAGUACGAGGCGCGACGAGUCGUGUUGCCACCACUGGUGGCUGCUGCCUCUGCUGCACAAUUACACUGUAUAGAUGUAAUGGUGGAAGAAACGGAGCGGGAGCACGGCCCCGAGACGGUGCAACGACUGCUCGACCAACCUUACGGCCCGGACAAUUAUACGGCACUUCAUCUCGCGGUGACGCGGCGAGACCUGCGGACCUGUGUUCAUCUCGUGAAGAAAGGCGCAAGGACCGAAGUCGGCGACGCGCGAGGUGUGUCCCCUUCGGAACUCGCGAUCCACAUGCAGCAGCCUAGACUAGGAGACUAUCUGCGGCGAGUGCGACGAGUGGGCCGCGAGGUCGUCUCGACGAGAAAGGACCAAGACCUCGAACGAGCAGCACUACUACAGUACGCUCGACUGGAGCGAGCCAUAGAAACGGGCCAGGGCGUCAUCGAGGACAAAAACACAUCUCUCAGUGUCAUCCGAGGAGGAGAUUGCGCGCCAGACCAAGAAACCCGAACAGGGACCACAGCUUUAUUUGUGGCCUGCCACGCGGGCGACGCGAAGCUCGUGCACAACUGUGUGGAAAUCAACCGGUGCGUCGGGUGCUCGACGAUUCUUCACUAAGUCAUUUCUCGGCGAUGACGCGGCCGUCCUGGCUCGGUCGAGCGGCGAGGAACCGGCAUCGCCACGCCAUCGAGCAGGCGUCGCGUCGAUGGCGUGGAGGGCGACGCGGCGAUCCAGCACGAACGCGCCGUAAAAUUUUGAUUUCCACACAGGUCCACAAUCUAUGCCUAGCCGGCUGCGACCCGAACUAUCAAAAUAAAAACAUGCGGACGGCGCUGAUGGCCGCGGCAGAUGUCACGGACCUCGACUGCGUCCUCGCGUUGUUACGACAUGGCGCCGACGCGUCUUUAAGGGAUGUGGCCUGUUCGAACGCUGGAGGGUUCGCCCUCAAAAGGGGCAGUGGACCUACGACCGACAUCGGCGUCGUAUUGCUCGCGGCGCGCGACCGGGGCCCGGCGAACGCCAUCGACGCCUACGAGGCCCUCGACGCCUACCGACGCACGAAGAAGUACCUACAGUCACUAAAAGUGACGAAGGCCCUGCUCGAGGUCGACGUUGAUACGAAGGACCCCCGUCAGAUGAGUCUCAAUGAUGUGUUGAACAGCCCGGAGCGGGCCGACGGCGACACUACUUGGCGAUGGAGGCUUAAACCAAGAGAGAUACCAGUAGCGUUUCUUGGGUCUGGGGAUCUACCUGACAGAGGAGUAUAUAAAAUGGACGACGUUUCUGAGUCUACAAGACAGUCUCUUGAAUCAUUGGAGCCGGUGCAGACGAUACCGCGACGGUCGGUGUCGCGGUCGCGACGGAGGCGGGGCAGCAAUUUCGUGGAGAAGCAGGAGCUGGCCGCGCAACGGCGCCAGAAGGACCGCGACGACGCGCGCGACGCCGCCGACGCGGCCAUGGCGUACCUGCAGUCGCUACGCGACCCGCUCGGCGACCUCAAAGGCUCUUAUCGCGCGAAGUACGGCGACGCGUCGACGCGCUUCAUGGUCCGCGGCGAGUUAAAGGAGGCCAGGGAGCACUCCACCCAGCGCUACAAGGGCAUGUCCCUGGUCAUCAGGGAGUCCUCGUCUUCUGACUACUCGUCGAGUGAUGAGGACACCGCGUGCGCACCAGCGCCGGCGCCCGCGCCCGCGCCGGCACCUGCGGCAGCCCCGGCGCCCGCGCGCCUGCCCUCACCUGUCAGACGUCGACGCCCGGAGACGCCGGAGGGUCCGAGUCCAGCCACACCGAAGGAGCGGUGGUUCGACGCGGCGCGGCUCGAGGACGACGUCCUGCAGCGCUUCCUCGACGGCGAUGACGACGCCCGAGAUGCGAGGGACGCGCGCGACGACUUAUCGUCGGACGACGAGGACGACGUGUACGGCGAAGACACGGAGGUCGAGUUACGGCGGGGCGAGCGGCGCCACCGCGACGCGUUUCGCAGACAAAUGCAACAGCAACGGAGGCGAGGCUAUCAAUCAAAGUAUAGAGCACCGGACGGCCUGGCCGACCCCUGGGAGGACGCGCGGGGCCACGAGCACUUCGGGAUCGAUGUGGAGGCGUGGCGCGAGAACUUGGAGCGAUUACGUCGUAUUGUGGACGACGACAACGAGUUCGCGGGCGACGAGGCCCUGCCGCCGGACCCGCCGGAACUGGAAUUUGCGAAGUAUAAAUGCCGACGGAAGGAGUUUGGCGAGGCGGCUGUUACGUUAAGACGACUACUGGCCAAACAAAAACGCGUUUUCAGGAGGGAGAAUAGAAGAGCCCUGGAGGGCCCGUCCGAAAGGGAGUUGCGCAUGACGGAGGAGCAGCGAGCAAAGUUCUUCAAGCCUAGGCAUAAACGGUCCCGAGAUGCCCUCGAAGUCCAAGUGUCGAGAACGUUAGUUGCUCUCGCGGACGUCGAGGUCGAAAGGGGCAGGCCCCACGUCGCGCUGUACCUUCGCAAGAGGUCGCUGGCGACGCAUCUGCGAGUAUUGGGUCCACCUUUAGUCAAGGGAAAACGCUCUCGAGACUUGGAUAAACAACUCGCUGCUACGGCGGAGCUAUUGCAAUUGUUAGGUUCGGACGCGAUGGCUGCUGCUCUAUACGGUGAUCUACACCGAAGAUAUGCUAGAUCCAAAGUCGAAGAACGUAGAAACUUCGCGCAUCGCAUGCUGGAAAGAGCGGAAGCUAUCCUGCCAGACUACGAGACAGCACUACGUAGAACCCCUCGCGACGACCCGUCGCAUCUCCUAGACGACGGCGUGCUACCGUCAUCCCAACGGAAUAAACUGAGAGAGAUCCUCGACGCGCGCGACGACAUUACCAUAGAAUCCGGGGAGUCGAAAGAUGAAUUGCAGCAGAUGGUCGACAAGUACUCCUAGUAAGC